CGAAUUCAUUUCGGUUCGUGCCAUGCCAGGCGGCAGAUCGUGCGGCUCUUCAGUUCUCGGUCCCGGGCGAUUAUUAACCAGAUAUAUAUACAUACGUUUACGCAUAUAUGUAUAUAAUUACGCGCGGCCUAAGACGAACGGGCGGAAAAGCUAAUUGAAUGGGACUGAAAUGAUACACUACACAACCUAAAGGAGUGAAAUCGAAUCUGCUUGAAGCCGACCCAAGCCCGAAAGAUCAAAAGUGCUAGAAAAUAAAGUGAUAAAAAAAAACAAUAAAACAAGCCCACGCAAACAACCAUGUCGAGUUGGAGUUUGGCUAGUGCCGUGUCGCCAAACUUGACAAGUAACAGUGAUGUAAUCCGGCUGAGCACCCUCAAGUCCAGCUCGGAAACCAAUCUUCCAUCCAGGGGAUCCGCCUCGGGAUUGCCCCGCCCAACGACGCCAGUUCCGGGAAGAAAACUCUCCUCCAAGCGACCCCCCCACUUAACCUUGAACAUCGGAGCCAGCAGAGCCCAAUACAACACAGCGCCCUUGGCGGAAACCGAAAACACGGUCCUCUCGGCCAGCUCCUCCAUUUACGAAACUCCCCUGGGCGCUACACCAGCCUCUGUUACGGCUACCACCUCACCUGCUAGAGCCAGCCAAAACAGCCAGGCUAGUCAAGGUAGCCAUAAAAGCCAGCAAAGUUCCCACAGCACCACCAGUGGUGGGUCGAUCUUCCCGCACGAACAGUACAAAACCAUCAAGAAAAUCAACAUAGGAUUCGAAAACAUACGCUACACCACCAAGUUUGGAGUUUUUAAGAGAGAAACAAAAGAAGUGCUCAAGGGCCUUACUGGCUAUUUCAAGUCGGGAGAGUUAAGCGCUAUCGUUGGACCCUCGGGUGCUGGAAAAAGCACCCUGCUAAAUAUUCUUUCAGGAUAUACGACCUAUGGCUACACCGGCGACUUUCACGUCAACGGAAACCGCCGGGAUUUAAAGGCCUUCAAGCCCAAUGUUGCCUUCAUCCGUCAGGAUACGAGCCUGCAGGCCUUACUAACCGUUAAGGAGGCUAUGCAUUUUGCCGCGAAUUUAAAGAUAGGCACUUACAUGACUUUGCCCGAGAAGCGAGAACGGGUGACAAGCAUCCUGGAGGCCAUCGGGAUGUACGAGAACCGGCACACUAUGACUGGGCAGCUCAGCGGGGGACAGAAGAAGCGCUUGGCUAUUGCCCUGGAACUGGUUAACAAUCCUCCUGUGCUUAUCUUGGAUGAACCCACAACGGGCUUGGACAGUUCAACUUCCAACCAGUUGAUAAAUCUUCUCAAGAAGCUCGCCGAAGAGGGCCGCACAGUUAUUUGCACAAUUCACCAGCCGAGUGCCUUGACCUUUGCCAUGUUCGACCACAUGUACGCCAUAGGAGAAGGUCGAUGCAUUUACGCGGGUGGCUCUCAAAAUCUGCUGCCCUUCCUGGCCGCCCUUAAUAUGCACUGCCCUGAGUCUUACAAUCCAGCGGAUUACUUAAUGGAGAUAGCCACCCAUGAUUAUGAUACACCCGAAGAGAACCAGUUGGAGAAACUAGUGGCUUUAAUGGACAACGGUCGCAAUGAGGAUUACAGACAGAACAAGACUGCCCGAGUAGCACAAUUGGCAGCUAUGAAAAAAAUAGAUCAACUCAUGGCUGCUGGCCUAAUUACACCCGUAACUGCACCCGUAAUGACCACCUCGAUACCUGCACAUUUUCUACAAUCCGGGGGAUUCAAGCCCUUGACGCCCAUCAAUGAGCUAUCCUCUCGGUUGUGGGACAGUCAGGCGGGGGGUAUCGGAAGCGGCGAUGUGGGUGGACAAUCCUGCUGCAAGCCAAAAAAGAAGCCCAGGCCAGCUCUGGACUUGGAUCCAUCUAAUCUGUGUAAGCGGGAGAACAUAUACGCUACGCCCUUUUAUCGCCAGUUGGGUAUCCUGCUGUUAAGGACCUUUCUGCUGAUUUGGCGGGACAGUUCGCUGACCACAAUGCGGUUCGCCAUUCACCUCAUUACCGGCCUAUUGAUUGGAACUCUCUACUUUGGAAUAGGAAAUGAUGGCGCCCAGACACUGAACAUUUUUCGGUACAUCUUCUACACGAUCAUGUUCAUAAUGUACUGUGCCUUUUCGGGGAUCCUCGUAAAGUUUCCAUUGGAAUUUCCGAUCGUUUCGCGGGAACACUUCAAUCGCUGGUACUCUCUGAGGGCUUACUACGUGGCCAUCACUUUGGCGGACUUGCCGAUCCAGAUUAUUUGCAGCGCCCUGUUCAUAGUGCCCACAUAUCUGAUGACCCAGCAGCCCCUAGAACUUUGGCGCUUCAGCUUGUUCUUCCUCAUCGUGUUCAUAACGGCAUUGGUUUCACAGAGCAUCGGUUUGGCAGUGGGAGCCGCUCUUAGUUUGAAACUGGGCUCCAUUCUGGGCCCCUUCUUCAUCUGUCCCUUCCUGCAGUUUAGUGGAUUCUUUCUCAUGGAAAAGGAUGCUCCGGUUUACAUGCGCUGGAUGUUCGACAUUUCGUUUCUUAAAUACAGUCUGGAGGGAUCCAUGAUGGCGAUUUUCGGCUAUGACCGCGAACGUUUGGACUGCGAUGAUAUGUACUGCCAUCUCACGAGGCCGAAGUUCAUUCUCAAAUAUCUGGACAUGGAAAAUGGAAGUUACGUAAUGGCAUUUGUGUUUCUGUUCUGCAUUUUCAUCUUGCUACGCAUUCUUGCCUUCUACAUAAUGUCCUUCCGUCUCAGACUGUUCAGAUGAAACGCGAACCAGGAUUCUGCCAGGCAACAUUCCGCUGACUGUUUGAAGAUUGUUUUAUAUCGAUGGUUUCUUAUUUAAGCAUUUAUCGGAGGGGAAAUUUUGUGCCAAAGAUUAUAGGAGCCUUUAGAGCGUAAGAAAAUCGUGAUAUAUAACUGAAACAAAGGAUAAUAGAAUCCCCCACCAGACACCCAAACACACACACACAUACAUGCAAAUAUACACACUUAGCGGUUAUAGAGAUCGAUAACUGUAAAUAGGACAUUUUUUACUAGAGUAGCACAUAAACAAAUGUAUUUUUGUAUUGUAUUAAUAAAUGAUUUAUUGAGUAGUUGUAUCACAGGUCUGAUUUCAGGCCUUGGAUGCGAGAUGACCUUGAAAAGAUUAUUAAACUAUUUUUCCAUGAAACUGAAAA
This is a messenger RNA of Drosophila bipectinata, 3160 nucleotides long. RefSeq names its product ATP-binding cassette subfamily G member 4. Gene Ontology annotation, cellular component: membrane. Gene Ontology annotation, molecular function: ABC-type transporter activity; ATP binding; ATP hydrolysis activity. The record is from RefSeq and is a predicted model, not a curated record. Gene Ontology annotation, biological process: transmembrane transport. Lineage: Eukaryota; Metazoa; Arthropoda; Insecta; Diptera; Drosophilidae.